Messenger RNA from Sus scrofa (pig), 1046 nucleotides. It is a transcript of the gene FCER1A, whose product is annotated as Fc epsilon receptor Ia. Gene Ontology annotation, biological process: cell surface receptor signaling pathway; immunoglobulin mediated immune response. Gene Ontology annotation, cellular component: external side of plasma membrane. The record is from RefSeq and is a predicted model, not a curated record. NCBI's taxonomy places the organism in Eukaryota, Metazoa, Chordata, Mammalia, Artiodactyla, Suidae. Gene Ontology annotation, molecular function: IgE binding; high-affinity IgE receptor activity.
UUCUCCUUUUUAGUUUCAAGUUUAUUCUAAGACCCUACAUCUCUCCAGUCCAGUUGGCAACCGGGGGCCACAGAGAAAAUGUCUACUCCCAUAGGAGUCCCUGCCCUGCUAUGGAUAGCUCUGCUGCUCUUCUCUCCAGAUGGCAUGGCAGCAGUCAUCCAGGAAUCUCAGGUGUCCUUGAAUCCCCCAUGGAAUCGAAUAUUUAGAGGAGAGAAUGUGACUCUCACAUGUAUUGGGAACUAUUCCCUUGAAAAUUACCCCACCAAUUGGACACACAACAACAAAACUUUGGAAGUGAAAACUUCGAGUUGGGACCUUAAGAAUGCAAAACCUGGGGACAGCGGCAAAUACAGAUGCCAAAGCAAAGACUUUACAAUGAGUGAACCUGUGCACCUAGAAGUCAUCAGUGACUGGCUGCUCCUUCAGACCUCUGUCCCGGUGGUGAGGGAAGGCCAGUCCUUCCUCCUCAGGUGUCACGGCUGGAAGAAUCUGAAUGUCUAUAAGGUGAUCUACUACAAGGAUGGCAAAGCCCUCAAGUACUGGUAUGAGAACCACAACCUCUCCAUUACCAAUGCCAAAAGAGAAGACAGUGGCUCUUAUUGGUGCACGGGCAUAAUUCAGAAAAUACCAAAAAACUCUACUACUCUCACCAUUACCAUACAAACAGAUUCCCCUUCAGUUCCCUCGAACUAUUACUGGCUACAGCUUCAUAUCCCAUUGUUGGUGGCGAUUCUGUUUGUUGUGGACACAGGGCUACUGAUCUCAACCCAGCAGCAGUUCAGAUUUCUCUUGAAAAUUAAGAAGACCAGGAGAGGCAAAAAAUUUACAGACCCACAGCCUAGCUCAGACCCCCGAACGGACUGAUAACCCUGCUCAAGAAACAUCUGCGAUAGCAAUUUCUUUUCAGUAUCAGCAAUUGCUUCUCAGUUGUCACAGUUCAUAGGUACCUAGAAAAUGCUCAAGGCUUUACAUAACUGCUUCAUUGAACCAACUGUAACUGGCAUGUAAUAAUCAGUGCUCAAUAAACAUCAGUUAAAUAAGAAAAA